CUGACAGGGACGACCUGGGACAGCCCACUCCAGGGAGCAUUUGAUGGGAUUAUAACACUCUUUCCAUCUCACUUUUUCCCCCACUAAGAAUAACCCAGUGUGUCGGCUGUGCAGCCUCACAGAAGCGAUGGACAGCCCUGUGUCAGUGCCGUUGGACUUGUUUUUUUUAAACAGACAGACACAUGUCCAGGGCUGAUUGUUGAGGAAUUUGCUAGCAGCUCAUUUGGAGGAAUUCCGACUGACUGUUCCCCUAUUCAGGAGUACGAGAACACACAGACACAUGCACAAGAGAGGCGUUUCAUCCUGGCACGUCUGUGCUGGAGAGCUGGAAGGAGAAUGAGUGAGGAACGAGCCCCAGAUGAGCGCUGACAGCUGACACCAUCCUUAAAUUAUCUUGAUUUGAUUUUGGCACCACUGUCAGUGAGAUGAUACUGAACGGACAAACGUCUCUUAGAGACAAAACUCUUUGCUUUUUUAGGCUGUCCACACACACACACACACACACACACACAAACAAAGUCAAACACCCCCACAUGCACACACUCUAGAGAAGCUCUGAACCUUUUUUUUCCUACAAAAACAAACAGACGUAGUCUUAUCAUCAGGACCAAAAGCUGAGCAGCAAAUGAAAGAGUAAUACUUACAGCUAAUGUGUAGAGUGUAAUAAAUGCAGCAGGCCUCUCUUAUUGUUCCCUUUCAUUCACACCCGUGCCAGGUGCAGCUGACAAGACUCUGCACUGAUUUCUCCUGUUUUGCAUCUUGCCAUCAUUUUGCAUCUGUCACUCUUGGACCUGUUUUUCCUGCACCGUCCUCUCAAAGGGAUCUUUCUUCUCAGGAGCACAGAUAAUGUAAAGGAAUUUUGGACAGCUCUCCUCUCUCAUUCACGACAGCAUGGGGAUUUUUGUUGCACCACACAUGUCGACUUUGUGCAUUUCCCACCUCCCAGAGCUGCUCUUUUGACAUUUCUCUGAACUAUCCUUGAGCUGUUUAUCCACCGUAAAAAUGAUGAGCAAAGACUUGCGCUUUUCGAGGAAGAUGCAUGGCAACUUCUCCACGCGUAGACACUCCUGCAUUGGUUUUGAUGUGGAAAAUGGAUUAUCAGUGGGUCGCAGCCCUCUGGACCCUCAGACCAGCCCUGGCUCUGGUCUGGUCAUACAGGCCAACUUUCCCCACAGUCAGCGGCGGGAAUCCUUCCUCUACCGCUCUGACUCUGACUUUGACCUUUCACCCAAAGGUCCUUCCAGAAACUCCUCCACUGCCAGUGACCUGGAAGAGAGCUUGAAGCACUGGGAAGUCAACUGGUUGUCAUCUCGACACACAGAAGACAUGAUCGUCACACCCUUUGCUCAGGUCCUGGCCAGCCUGAGGACAGUUCGUAGUAACUUUGCCAUCAUAACUGGCCAGCAAGACCGGCCGGCCAGCAAGACACGAUCCUCAGGAAGCAACCCACCAUCCAUGUGCAAGACCAGCCUUGCAGAGGAGCCACACCAGCAGCUGGCUGUAGAGACUCUGGACGAGCUGGAUUGGUGUCUGGAGCAGCUAGAGACGCUGAAAACUCGUCACUCUGUCAGUGAGAUGGCAUCAAAUAAGUUCAAGAGGAUGCUGAACCGAGAGCUCACCCAGCUGUCAGAAACCAGCCGUUCGGGGAACCAAGUGUCAGAGUUCAUCUCGAGCACCUUCCUUGAGAAGCAACAUGACAUGGACAUCAUGUCUCUGCCCUCCAAGGAGAAGGACAAGAAAAAGCGACCUAUGUCCCAGAUCAGUGGUGUGAAGAAGGCUACACACAGCCCCAGCCUUGCCCCCUCCACCAUCCCACGCUUUGGGGUCAGUGCCAGCCAGGAAGGGCUCCUAGCCAAGGAGUUGGAGGACAUAAACAGAUGGGGCAUUGACAUCUUUAAGGUCUCUGAGUAUUCUGGAAGUCGUCCACUGACGGUCACCAUGUACACGAUAUUCCAGGAACGUGACCUGCUCAAGUCCUUUAAGAUUCCGCCAGACACCUUCAUUACUUUCAUGAUGACUUUGGAGGAUCAUUACCAUGCUGACGUGGCCUACCACAACAACAUCCACGCCGCCGAUGUGGUGCAGUCUACACACGUCCUGCUGUCCACACCUGCCCUGGAGGCUGUGUUUACUGAUCUGGAGAUCCUCGCUGCCCUGUUUGCCAGUGCAAUCCAUGAUGUGGAUCAUCCUGGAGUUUCCAAUCAGUUCCUCAUCAACACCAACUCAGAGCUGGCCCUGAUGUACAAUGACUCCUCGGUACUGGAGAAUCACCAUCUGGCAGUGGGCUUCAAGCUUCUGCAGGAAGACAACUGUGACAUCUUUCAGAACCUCAGCAAAAAACAGAGGCAGUCGCUGCGCAAAAUGGCCAUUGACAUGGUGCUGGCAACGGACAUGUCUAAACACAUGAACCUUUUAGCAGACCUGAAAACCAUGGUGGAGACUAAGAAAGUGACUAGUCUGGGAGUCCUGCUCCUGGACAACUACUCAGACCGCAUACAGGUUCUCCAGAACAUGGUGCACUGCGCAGACCUGAGUAAUCCCACCAAACCGCUGGAGUUGUACCGACAGUGGACAGACCGCAUCAUGGUAGAGUUUUUCACCCAGGGGGACAGGGAAAGGGACAAGGGCAUGGAGAUAAGCCCCAUGUGUGACAAACACAAUGCCUCCAUUGAGAAGAACCAGGUGGGUUUCAUUGACUACAUUGUUCAUCCUUUAUGGGAGACGUGGGCUGACCUUGUCCACCCAGACGCUCAGGAGAUCCUGGACACAUUAGAGGACAACAGAGAGUGGUAUCAGAGCAUGAUCCCCCACAGCCCUUCACCCUCGCCAGAGGGACAGGAGGAAGAGGAGGAGGAGGAGGAGGAGGAGGAGGAGGAGGAGGAAGCCCCAGCAAGUGAAGCUUCAGCACCUGGUUCCACUUCCACUGAUAAGUUUCAGUUUGACUUGACCUUGGAAGAAGAGGGAGAGUCAGAUACAGAGAAUCCACCUGAGGAGGAAGGUAGCUGCACUCGCAGGAGGGAGCCGGAGUUUUCCAGAACUGGUUCUGCUAAGACUCGCCGAUUCCCCAAGACGCUCGCCACUGAUUCAGACAGGACGUUUUCUUUAGACUCUGAAAAAGAUAUGGCAGAAGAAAGAGAAACUGACCAGGAAGAGGUCUCUGCGGUAGCACGGAUGAGACUUGGCACAUAGCACAAUUUAAAAGUUCUUCUUUUGGCCUUUUAUGUUUAUUUGUCUUGGUUUUGGUGCCUGCUCCUUUGUCACUGCACCUUCUCCUGCUCCAGACCAACACCACCACCUUUGGUUUCCGUGGACAGGGUGACAGCCUGGGGUUGUGGAGCAAGGAAGUUUGGGCAGGUGUUGAGAAUGUCUGCAGUUUUACAUCGCAGUCACUUGCACUGGAGACAAAACUGACUCAGAGAGGACAGGGAGCCAACGUUCUGACCGGUCCUUUGUGUUCUGUGUCUUUCAGUCAGACUUAUAAAAAAGGAUGAGAUGUUUAUUUUAGCACCAGCCAUCCCAAGAUCCACUACACAGAAAGUACCGUCUUCCUUUUGUGGAGUAAUUGUGAAGAAAGUGAGGAAGAGGUGAAUGAUUGUGGAAACGCAACAAAGUCUUGUAAAACGUCUUGCCAAGCUUGCAGUUGUAUGGGGACCUUGCUAAUCUACCUGUCUUUUUUAUUUUGUCAUAUUUUGUUGUCCAUUAUUUAGGUCUCUACGCCACAAAAAAAGGAAGAUUUAAGUCCAAGGCAGUGUAGGAAAAGUAAUGUCACAAAGAAGCUGCGUAUAAUUGUAUGCAGUACACUUUAAAGGUAGCAGACAUUAUGACACUGUUGUUACACAUGCGGAAAGUUUAUUACUUGGAUAUGGUUACAAUGAAUGGGCCUGCAGUACAUAUUAGAAUUUUCACCUCGGGCUCCUGGCUUAUUAAACAAUUAUAAUGUCAGCAGCAGGACUGAGCUGGGGUCAGCGUGGUGUCGUGCAGUCAUAGAAUUACAUCUAAAACAAGAUGGGCUGUGCAUACAGUGCCCCCAAGUGUCGGCAAGAGGAACUUCUGGAGUUGGAGGCAAAUACACUGCUCAGCAAAAAUUAAGCAAACACCUAAAUCACACAUAAAAUCUUGAAAUUUAACAUGACAUCUAUUUCUGGAAACCCAAAGCGCCAACCAGCUGAAUUCUAGAACACAAAGAAAAUCUAAGGCUGUGAUGAUUAAGUGUAUGCUUCAUUUUUUUUUUUUAGCAGUGUUUAGCAUAGCCCUAUAUGGAAAACACAUUGGAAGGUGUGCUUAACUGUACUGGACUACCCGAAAUAUCACUUUAGUCUCAGCUUUGUUGUUCUUUAAUUAUCUUUUUUUUGUGUAUGCUAAUCAUUUUUGCUUUAAAUCCUGAAUAUUUGGCACCCAUUUUAUCAGUUUGCCUUCAAGUUUGGCAUUUUACCGUUCAUUGCCAGCCCUCAUUGUGGUUUGUCAGGACUCGAGCCAAAACAUGAACUCGUUGGAGGCAGUAGACUGAGAAACAGUUUGUUACUGAUUGUGAAGCAGCCAGUACAAACAUCAUGCAAAAAAAAAAAAACACUA
Messenger RNA from Solea solea (common sole), 4572 nucleotides. RefSeq names its product phosphodiesterase 4C, cAMP-specific a (gene pde4ca). Gene Ontology annotation, molecular function: 3',5'-cyclic-AMP phosphodiesterase activity. Bases 1003 to 3189 code for a protein of 728 amino acids. The transcript has 16 exons. The record is from RefSeq and is a predicted model, not a curated record. Gene Ontology annotation, cellular component: perinuclear region of cytoplasm; nucleus; cytosol. Gene Ontology annotation, biological process: signal transduction. Lineage: Eukaryota; Metazoa; Chordata; Actinopteri; Pleuronectiformes; Soleidae.